Molecule: messenger RNA, 2996 nt
Organism: Daphnia pulicaria
Lineage: Eukaryota; Metazoa; Arthropoda; Branchiopoda; Diplostraca; Daphniidae
Exons: 4
Coding region: 826-2040 (404 amino acids)
Source: RefSeq, a predicted model, not a curated record
GAGUUAUGCGUUAUGGAACGUCUUGUUUUCCCCCGCAUAUCGACCACAAUGUCGACAAGUUAAGGUAAGACUCGCAGCCCGUUGCUAGGUAGGUACGUUUUACGAGAGGUCUUUGCACUAUCUGCGCCAAGAAUCGACGCCCGAUCGGGUUGGCUCCUCAACCGGAUUACAUCCAUCGUUAAAGAGCUCUAUUGUCUCAUGCGCGUUUAUUUGUUAUGCAUCAAACUGAACCUUUUACGAGCCCCCCCGAAACCAUUUUGUUACGCGGACGUGUUGUUCCGCCCGCAACGCAGUUGUUUAUGGGCGAUCGUCGUUUGUGCUAGCCGGGUAAGUAGAACUUUGAUAGAUUUAUAGCUGUAAAUGAGAAAUGACCGUUAUGUAUUUUUAGUUUUUCUAAUGCACCAAAAGUUUUAACUGUAAAGUUUCCUCAAGUUUGAUUGCUAAUCGCUUUUUUUUGCUAAUUGAGUGGCGGACUCUUUUUCUUUGUAUAGGCAAGUGUCAGAUGAUGGCGACUAGUUCUUUUCUCCGUGAGAUAGGGAUGUUAUAGGCUGACGACGUUUUGCGGUUGUCGUCGACAGCGAAACCUGUUAUGUUCACGCUUGAUUUCCCGUUCGUAACCAAGCAGCAGAAGACCAGUCAUUACACCCAUUAGAGACAACGUUCACCACAACACCUUGCCGGCUAGUGGUAGAGAAAAAAAAAGAAGCCGGAAAGUAGGAACGGAAGAGGAUGAAAGAGAAUUUUUCAGUUAUUCUACGGCCGGACCACUGGCCAGACGUUUAAUCGACAAGUUCUCGCGGACAAAAUCGUUAAAAAGAAAACAACAUGACUUCUACUAUGAACAAGAAACAGAUUUCCUACGUGGUGGCUGGUCUUGUUACCUCGAUUGCAUUGAUUGCAUUUUGCAUCUGGGCAGGCGUCGGCGGAUUUUUCGACAGGUUCAGUCAUUCUCAAAAACAAAAUGAGACGUCGGAACCAGUGAUGUCGAUUAAAGAUAGAAGAGGAUUCAUUUUCAGUCGAUCGUCUGAUCAUCCGGAAACUGUUCGAAUUAUUGCCAGUGUCGCUACGUCAAAACCUGUGCCCAUCACCCACCCCAAUGUUUCCUCAUCUUCCGGGGACCAUUUGGCUAAAGUUCAGCGUUCUGAAACUAUGGCGACAUUAGCCAACGAAGGAUCUAGCCAGUGGGCUCAACGCCAGCAUUUAACCCCGACGCCCAAAUCCUUUUUCGACCUACCCGACUCCCGAGUUUGGGGCCCUGCCUUGGUGCAGCAGCAGAGCCGAACGGCGAAUCGAAACAACGAACGCUCGGAUCUUUUUUACCAGCCCGUCGAUGAGUCUAUCAGAAACUGGGAUCACGAUUCUUUCAACAUGAGCAAACUACUCAACACUGUCAGCCGCAUCUUUGGCGUCGACUUGCAAGAAGAAGAUCCUCACGUGAAAGCCAACGAGAAUGCCAUUAGCGCCGAUCGCUCUUCCUGGGUGACGCUGAGUUAUUUGAGUCUCAGCAUCUUUCUUCUUCGCCAAAUGGAUCGACUCUUGAAGUUGCAAUCGGAGCCCGUCGAUCCGCUCCUGAUGGAAGAAAGAGGCCGAAGCAUGAGCAGCGCACUACAACCGUGGACUUACAAUAGUUUGAACUUGCUUUUCACCGAACCCAGUAACAACACGGACGUGGAAAAUGUAGUCAACAACGCGGCCGGUGAAGAUUCGGCCGAUGAUUACCUCUGGGCUGCUCACAAUAUCCUGAAAGCUUCCAAGGAUUCAAAUGGCGAAGGUUUAGACUGUAUUUGGUCUGCUUAUUGCACGGAAAUCAACAGCCGGGCAUCUCUGGAAGGAGUAACAGGAACAAUAGCAAAGAUGAACGCUGUAGUGUUGAAAAUGGCGACUGGCUGGCUGAGUCCAUCUACCGCUAUGAUCAAAUUGAUUCGCGCCCCUUUUGACUGGAAUGGAAUCGACUGCAAUAAAAUAUUCCCAAGUUGUAAAGCGGAUGAUGCCGUAAAUUACCUGGUCCGUCUAGCGACGACCACAUCUGGUUCCAACUAAAAUACGGAGGGAUACUAUAACGGUGGAGGUAUUUCGGUUCGCAUAAACACACCGGUCGAGUUCUGUUACGUUGUAAUGUUCGUUAACUUGUCGCGUGUGUACGGGUUGGUUGGUGUAUCAUAUCAUUCUAAUAAAUCCUGAUUAUUGAGUACGUUUGGGUCCACGUUCAGCGUCUUGUAACCGAGCGGAAUAAGGAAAGACGCGCGUUUUUACUACCGAUACUCAAACAACCUCGUGUAAACCACAAAAGAAAAUGGGCAAUUUGAAGGAUAUGUAGUGUGAAAAUGUUAAAAUGCAGCAGGAGAAGAAAAAGGAAAUUACCCACACUUUUCCGAUUCAACAGUUUAAUCGAUGCGGAUGCCGCAGUCAUCUGGAGAUCUCAACAAAAGGUAAAUGUACUUGGAAUACUUGGAAUUACAAAAAUUCCAUUUCCAAGAAACAGACGAAAACAUCCUUUCUGCAAUUAUUGGCCACUAGAUGCUGUUGACAUCAGUUUGUUUUGAAUUUUGCAAAGAACCGACUGCAUCCAGCUUCCGCAAGAAUAUCUUUAAGGGAGGAUAAUGUUUUAAGGAAGGAUAAUGUUGUAGUCAAAAACUUAUAAUUUUAGAAACAGAGCGCAUCUUUCAAAAUUGUGAAAUUCGAUUCCUUUUCGCCAAACGAUUGAUUUGUUUCUUACUUCCGGUUUAGAACUGAGUCUCUAGCAUGAUAACUAUUGAUCUAACGUAAGGGUCAUAGUGCUAUGCGACUUACGUCACCAGGUUACCAGUUCCCUCCGGGCCUCUGGUAGCGCCAGUACUUUCCCUACACAGUACACACUUUCCUUGAUUUGGUUACAUUUGUGAUUUUCACCAGCCCGGCCGUUGGUAUUAUUGCUAGUAAUUCUGAAAUCUGUGGAAAUGCCCAGAAAAUAGCCCUCUUCUUCUUAGUUAAUUGUAAAUAAACAAGUUUCUAAACAA